Messenger RNA from Ogataea polymorpha, 2659 nucleotides. RefSeq lists its product as uncharacterized. Lineage: Eukaryota; Fungi; Ascomycota; Pichiomycetes; Pichiales; Pichiaceae. Gene Ontology annotation, cellular component: mitochondrion. The transcript has a single exon. Gene Ontology annotation, molecular function: FAD binding; catalytic activity. Bases 1 to 1557 code for a protein of 518 amino acids. The record is from RefSeq and is a predicted model, not a curated record.
AUGCUGCAAAGAGUGUCGAAAGCGCGCGUGGCUGGGCCUGCCGGCGCGCUGCUGCGGUGGUCGUCCACCGUGCGUUUGACAGCAGAGUCGUAUCCGCAGGUAAAGCGGCAGGACUUCGGCCAGAUCACGCCGCAGGCAGUCGACUUCUUCAAGUCUGUGGUGGGCGACUCUGCCGUCGUGACGGACCCGGACGACCUUCUGUUCUACAACGAGGACCAGAUGCGCAAGUACCGCGGACAGUCGUCGCUGUGUGUGAAGCCCAAGACCACGCAGCAGGUGUCAGAGAUCGUGAAGUACUGUCAUGAGCACAAGCUGGCGCUGGUGCCCCAGGGCGGCAACACGGGGCUUGUGGGCGGGUCGGUGCCCGUUUUCGACGAGAUCGUGCUGUCGCUGAGCGGGAUGAACAAGAUCCGCUCAUUCGACCACACGUCGGGUAUUCUGAAAGCGGACGCAGGCUUAAUUUUGGAAAAUGCCGACAACUUUCUCGCGGAGAAGGGCUACAUCUUCCCGCUCGACCUGGGUGCCAAGGGCUCGUGCCACAUUGGCGGCAACGUUGCGGCCAACGCGGGCGGCCUGCGGCUGCUGCGAUACGGCUCGUUGCACGGCUCUGUGCUGGGUCUGGAGGUGGUGCUACCGGACGGCACCAUCUACGACAGUAUGAACGCCCUGCGGAAGGACAACACGGGAUACGACCUGAAACAGUUGUUUAUUGGGUCGGAGGGCACGCUCGGUGUCAUCACCGGCGUCUCGAUCCUGUGUCCGGCUCGGCCCAAGGCCGUCAACAUUGCAUUUCUCGGACUCGAGUCGUACGAGGCUGUGCAGAACACGUUCAAAAGAGCCAGGUCGGAGCUGUGCGAGAUUCUGUCCGCGUUUGAGUUCAUGGACAGACAGUCGCAGUGGCAGGCCAAGCGGUUCCUCAAGACCCUGCAUCCGCUUGCGCAGGAUGACCCGGACGUCGACGUGCCCGAGUAUCCGUUCUAUGUGCUGAUCGAGACGUCUGGCUCGUGCAAAGAGCACGACGACGCCAAGCUGGAUAUGUUUUUGGAGUCGGUGAUGGAGGACGGCACGGUCGCAGACGGCGUGGUGUCGCAGGACGAGUCGCAGCUCAAGACUCUCUGGACCUGGAGAGAAGGUAUCAGUGAGGCUUCCAACAUGGACGGCGGGGUGUACAAGUACGACGUGUCGCUGCCUCUGCCGGUGAUGUACGACCUGAUUGAGGUUCUGCGGGCGAGACUGGACGAGCACGGGCUGCGCUCGAUCAGCGACGCGUCGAAGCCCGUCGUCGACGUUGUCGGCUACGGCCACAUUGGCGACGGCAACGUGCACGUGAACGUUGUUGUGAGAGAGUACAAUAAAACGGUGGAGAAAUGUCUGGAGCCGUACGUCUACCAGUGGAUCAGCGACCACCAUGGGUCGAUUUCGGCGGAGCACGGCCUGGGCUUCCAGAAGAAAAACUACAUCGGCUACUCCAAGUCGGAGGUGGAAAUUGCGUUGAUGAAAGAUAUCAAAAGCAAGUUUGAUCCGCAGGGAAUCAUGAACCCAUACAAGUACUUAUAGAAACAGAACGGUUGAGCCUAAUUCUUAUCGUCGUCGGGAUUCGCAACUUUGAGCACUUUCUUGUAGUAGUCGGCCGCGUCGGCGAGCGAGCCGUCGCUCAGGCGUCUGCGGCCAAGCAUUAUUCGCCCAGACCCAGACCCGUUGUCGGAGGAGUAGAGGUCGUCUUCGGCAGAGGCAAACGGAUCACGGUUUGACUUGAGCGCCUCCUCGUACGCGAGGUCGUCCACAGCCAUGUCGUCGCCGCUGUCGCGGCGUCUUCUGAAAAUCAAGAAGAAGAUUCCGCCGAUCAGGAUCGACGCCCCGACAGCGCCGCCCACCGCUCCUCCGAUGAUGGCUCCCUUGUUGGACGAUUUGGAGUCCGAGCGCGAGCUCGAGUCUGCGGAUGCGGAUGCAGACGACAAGCUUGUUGAUUGCGUGAUAUACACCACCGUGGUCUGUUUCGAGCCCUCCUUGCUCACCGUCGACGUGAGCACCGUGGCGGUCACGGUUGGAGACGUGGACGAGCUCGAGCUUUGGGAGCUGGUUGUGGGUGUCUCUGUGGGUGUCUGUGUAGAAGAUGUCGACUCCUGUGUGGAGCUGGAGGAGCUGGAUGUUUGUGUUGUUUGUGCGGUGCUCAACGAGGACGACGACGGGAUUGACGACGACGAGGAUGGGGACAGCGUGCUGGACGACACGCUGGACCAGCCGGUGCUCGAAGACACACCCGAGCUCGACCAGUUGUCGUACGCGUCGUUGUCGCUCAGCCCGUACACCGUGUAGGCGUCGCUUCCUCCGCACUUCUCAGAUGGAUACCCAUCACAAGAGGUGUCACAGCUGUUCGAAGAGUCGGACGACGACGGCUCGUCAUCGCCGCAAUAGCACUCAUUUCCGUUUGUCAGGGCGAUGUAUUUGUAGGAGGAGCACUCUGACGAGCAAUGGAAGCUGGACUGCCAGGCGUAGGUGCCCUUGGACACAUAAGAGGAAGGGAUGUCGGAAAAGCAACCGAUGCUGGACAAGGCCGACGUCGCGGGUAUCAAAGCGAGAAUGAAUAGAUUUAUUUUCAUGGUGUAACAAGAGUCCAGGGUCGCGCUUGCGCGAUAGAUCAAAAACGAAAGAAUCCGGC